Messenger RNA from Eimeria maxima, 2217 nucleotides. RefSeq lists its product as hypothetical. Gene Ontology annotation, biological process: transcription initiation at RNA polymerase III promoter. Gene Ontology annotation, cellular component: transcription factor TFIIIC complex. NCBI's taxonomy places the organism in Eukaryota, Apicomplexa, Conoidasida, Eucoccidiorida, Eimeriidae. Bases 1 to 2217 code for a protein of 738 amino acids. The transcript has 8 exons. The record is from RefSeq and is a predicted model, not a curated record.
AUGGAAGUGCAGGCCUUAGAAGGGGCCACCCUAGAACCCAAAGGGGGGCCCCUAAACCCUUCUGACAUCACAGCAGCAGAGGGGCCUCUUAAAGAAGGAGACACCCAGAAGGGCUAUGAGGGCCCUCCCGCAGGCCAGGUAUUGGAUUUGCCAAAUGUAUUCUUUGCUGCAGUGGAGAUACCCGGCAAGGCUAAGAAGACCGCGACAGUGCUGCGCAUCUUAGGAGGAGCUGAGGCGGCUUCUCGGAGUUUGGCAUUAGAAGAUGGUGGAGAUCCCCUGCUGCUGCGUCUAGGAUGCAGCAGCAGCAACAACAACAGCAGCAGCAGCAGCAGAUGGGGACACAUCCCUGCCUCCCGUCAAACUACUGCAGGCAUCCUCUUAAAGAGAAGAGUCCGAAAGUCCGGGGCUGUCGAGUUCGUCCCUCUGGGAAGAGUCCUGCAGCGCUAUGUCUUCACAGGCCUUGCGGACUUUUACUUCAUCCCUCCACCAGGACACCGCGGAGAGGAGACACUGGAGGCUCAGGUAUUGGCUGAAGCGCAGCGUGCAUGCAGCAGUAGUAGUAGCAGCAGCAGCAGCAGCCAAGGAUCCCCUUAUAUACCCCCUCCCUUCUUCUUUAAGGGACAGGCGCCAUUUCCUUACAAAGUUGAAGCCCCAGCACCCCCUGUCUUUGUUGCGGAGGCUUCCACCGCGGCAUGCAUGCAGCUGCAGCAGCAGCAGCAGCAGCAGCAAAAGCGUCAGCGCUUGCAACAACAGGAUGAGCAAGGGCAGCAACAAGUACCGCAGCACCAAGAAGGGCAGCUGUCGGGGGAGCAGCAGGAACAGCAGGAAGACCUGUUGGAUGGCGGAUCAAGGCACGGCACCAGCAGCACGGCAACUGCAACGACGGCACUGGAAGCAGACGAGACAGCAGCUGCCGCAGCAGAUGCUGCUGCAGAUGCUGCUGCAGAUGCUGAAGCAGAAGCAGCUUCAGCUGCAACAGCAGGAACGGCACAAUCUUCUGCUGCAGGAGAAGGCGUUGGCCUUUCAGUUGCUGCAAAGGCAGCAGCAGCACGAGCCGCUGCAGCAAGAGCAAGUCGAGCACCCCGCUUUAUUCCUUCAAUAUCAGCAGCAGCAACAACAACAAAAGUAACAGCAGUAGACGCAUCAGAAGACACAUCAGGGAGGAAGCCAACCCCUGCAGCAGCAGCACCAGGAAAUACUGCUGCUGCCGAUGCAGAACCUUCUGCUCGAGAGGUCGCUGCUGAUACGAGAGAUGCAGCAGCAGGAGCAGCAACAGGAGCACCUGCUGCUGCUGCUGCCGAUGCAGAGCAUGGUGUGGCAGAAACACCAGCAUUCACCCUAUCCGAACCUGCUAACGAUGAAGGACCUGACUUUGCUGCUGUCUCCCUCUCUACAGCGACAACAGCAGCUAGCAGCAGCAGUAGUAGCAGCAACAACAGCAAGGAGGAAAGCUCUGCGUUUAACGCCGUGGGCCGCAUAGGCGAUGAGCAGCUGCCCGUAGCCCCUCCGCCUGCAGCAUCAAAGGCAUUUGCAGGUGUUUUCCUGUUGCUGCUGUUGCUGUGCCGGCUGCGUUGUGGCUCUCUUGUUGCGACUGCCGCCAAUACUGCUGCUGUUACUGUUGACACUUUUGCUGUUUUCGUUGUUGCUGGGGUUGAUGAUGCUGACUUGCUGCUGGCUCUGGAGAAAUUGCUGCAGCAGCAACCCGUGUGGCUGCGAUCUUCUCUUGAUGCUUUGUUGCCGCGUUCGUACACUGCAUGGAGGAAGAAACCUGCCUAUGCUAAGACUUGCUUCCUCUUUGCAGAUGGGCCCUUCCGUGGCUGCCUCUGCCGCUUGGGAUACGAUCCCCGAAAAGACCCUGAAAGCCGACACUACCAGACAAUUGACUUUAGGGAUCCGUUUUUCAGGGCCACCAACUGGAAGGCCGCUGCUGCAGCAGGGGCCCCACCUCCUGGUUCGCGGCAGCAGCAACGAGAGGAUGCAUUCCUUGUCCCUCCUUCUCGCCCUUCCCAGGUGUAUCAACUGUGCGCUAUUCAAGACCCUGACAUCCGUCAGCUGCUGCAGGAGGCCCCUGCGCUGCAGGUCUUCAGCAACGAGACAGGGUGGCAUCAUAAGGAGACUCUCAAGACCCUGCGCGCCCUCAUGGCCCUUAAGAGCAGACGCAUGCGCGCGGCAGAAGGCGACCAGCAGCAGGAACAGCAGGAACAGGAGCCGCAGUAA